UCAUGGACUACCUCGACAGCAACGAGGAGGGGUCCUCUGAUGGUAGUUGCGUUACAGACGAAGACUUUAGCUUCGAAAAGGAGGACAAGGUGUCUCCAUAUGACGACGCUCUUGAUUGGGAAGUGGAGGACUCGAAUGAAUCAGCUGGCGACACUCCACCCAGAGUCAAUCAAAGGAAGAACAGUGAAUCUGACAACAGUUUGGACACAUCUGAGUCCCCAGAAGAACCAUGUGUUGGAACUGAAGAUGAGAAAACCUCACAUCCAAAUCAACAAUGUAGUCUGCCAGCUAAAAUGGCAAAAAAGACCCAAUCCCCACUUAAAAGAAAGCUGGCCUCAUCCUCUAAGAAGGCCAAAGUACCACAGCUCUCAACCCACAGAAAAACCCCUCCCUUCCCAUCAGAGUCAGAGGAGCCAUCCCAGCCCUGGAAAACCAAGGACGACCCUGAUGAGGAGGGUCCAACAUAUUUGCGGUUUUGCCCCAGAAGACCCCCUGGAUCACAAGUAGAUCCUUCAUCUGUUUUCUCACCGUUAGAACUUUUCAAAACCUUUUUUUCCAAGUCCACUGUCAGAACCCUCUGUGAAAAUACAAACAGCCAUGCAGCUAGAAACAUCUGUAAGGGCAAGAAAUUUAGUUGGACAGAUAUUACUCCAAAGGAGUUUUACAAAUUUCUUGGGUUGGUCCUUUUCAUUGCGCAGAUUAAGGCAAGAGCUAUCAGCGAUUACUGGAAAAGAAAUUCAAUCUUCUCAAUUCCGUUUCCAGGAACUGUAAUGAAGAGGGAUAGAUACAGAAUCAUAUCGUGGAACAUUCACAUGAGUGAUCCUGAUGAGGAUGUUAUCAAUGAUCGUAAGAAGGGUACCCCCGAAUAUGACAAGUUAUUCCGUCUAAAACCAUUAAUGGAUGAGAUUCGUCUUGCUUGUAUGGCAUCAUACCACCCACACAGAAACGUGGCUGUAGAUGAACGCAUGGUGGCUUCAAAGGCAAAAAAUGGGUUGAUUGAGUACAUCAAGACAAAGCCUAAUAAAUAUGGCUUCAAGUUGUUUGUUUUAGCUGAUUCCAGCAAUGGUUACACAGUGGAUUAUGCUGUGUAUAUAGGCAAGAACACAUUCCCCUUUUGUUUUGGAAUUUGUUAUGAUGCAGUGAUGUCACUUGUUAAGCCAUCCUUUCUUGGGUCUGGUUACCAUGUGUACCUGGACAAUUACUACUCCAGCCCAAAACUGUUCAAGGACUUGUUUGACAUUAAAAUGGGAGCGUGUGGUACCAUGCGUGAAGGCAGACAGGGUUUCCCAAAAUCUACAGAAAAUGCCCUAACCAAGAAGUCCCCAAGGGGAACUCUGCGAUGGAUCAGGGAGGGUUCUUUACUGUUUGUGAAGUGGAAGGAUGCCCGGGACGUGUUAAUGGGAUCCACCAUUCAUCAAGUCUAUGGAGGGGAGACCAGUAAACGAAAAAAGAAGAUUAAUGGAAAAUGGUCUGUUGAGUCCAUUCCAGUUCCAACAGCGAUUUCACAAUACAAUAAGUACAUGGGAGGGGUUGACUUAUCAGACCAGCUGAUCACAUACUUCUCAGCACACCGCAAAACAAAAAAGUGGUACCGCACAUUCUUCUACCAUUUUGUGGACAUUGCUACGACUAACAGCUACAUCAUUCACAAGGAGAUGUGUAAGGCCAACAACAUGAGGCCAAUGACCCACAAGGAAUUCAUGGAGCAGCUUGUUGCCCAGCUCUGUGAGGUGUCUCUUGACACCAAGGCCAAACCGAAGAAUACUGGACACACGCCUGUUCCCAUCAAGGUUGUGGAAGAAAGAAGCCAGAGAGUUUCAGGAGCACGAUUGCGAUGCAAGUUGUGCAAGACAUCAGGCCGGGGUUUGGACACUCCCUGGAAGUGCAAUGAGUGUGGGGUGGCACUCUGUGUCAUUCCACACAGGAACUGCUUCCACAAUUGGCACACCCUUAACCAAAAGGCACACGCUCCUGUAGAGUUUCAGUCUUCUGAUUCAGAGUGAAGUUACAUGAAACUAGCAUGUCCAUGGCAGGUGUGGGCUGCUGUUAGUGCAUUUCUGCUAAUGACUGGGUCUUUCAAUAGUUUUUAAGUGACUUGAAACAGUUGCAUAUUCCUCCUACUGUAGGCUAAGACAGGAUAGUUUUUUUCAUUUUGGCUGGAAAAAAGACUUUGGAAAGAGAGCUUUUCAGUGUUUGUUUUUCUGUCCAAUCAACGGUAUCAAUCAAUGAAAUAGAUUUAUCAAGCCCUUUUUACAACAGCAGUUGUCACAAAGUGCUUUUACAGAAACACCUGGCAUUAAAC
Molecule: messenger RNA, 2302 nt
Organism: Esox lucius (northern pike)
Lineage: Eukaryota; Metazoa; Chordata; Actinopteri; Esociformes; Esocidae
Product: piggyBac transposable element-derived protein 4-like
Exons: 3
Coding region: 3-2003 (666 amino acids)
Source: RefSeq, a predicted model, not a curated record